Molecule: messenger RNA, 661 nt
Organism: Cucumis melo (muskmelon)
Lineage: Eukaryota; Viridiplantae; Streptophyta; Magnoliopsida; Cucurbitales; Cucurbitaceae
Product: 60S acidic ribosomal protein P2B-like
Exons: 4
Coding region: 125-472 (115 amino acids)
Biological process (GO): cytoplasmic translational elongation
Cellular component (GO): ribosome; cytosolic large ribosomal subunit
Molecular function (GO): structural constituent of ribosome
Source: RefSeq, a predicted model, not a curated record
GCCCAAUAACUGAACCCUAAUUAUAAAUAAUUCCAUCCGUCCAGUUUUUUGCUUCCACUCUUUGACUGACGGCUCCGAUCUCUCCCACUCUUCGUUGCGGCUUCUGUUCCGAACUUUCUCAAGAAUGAAGGUAGUCGCUGCAUAUUUGUUGGCCGUUCUAGGUGGCAACACCAGCCCCGGAGUCGAUGAUGUGAAGGCUAUUCUUAAUUCAGUUGGGGUUGAGAUAGAUGAAGAGAGGAUCACCUUGCUCCUAUCGGAAGUUAAAGGAAAGGAUGUCACAGAGUUGAUAGCCUCAGGACGGGAGAAGUUGGCAUCAGUGCCGUCUGGUGGUGGUGCAAUCGCCGUCUCCGCCUCUGCCGGCGGUGCCGCUGGUGGUGGUGCAGCACCAGCCCCAGCCGAGCAGAAGAAAGAAGAGAAGGUCGAGGAGAAAGAAGAAUCCGACGAUGAUAUGGGUUUCAGCCUCUUUGACUAAGCAACUUAUUUGGUGUCGUUAUCAGUUAGUGUUUUUAGUUGAUUUUCGUUCAAGUUUCCGGGCUUUGGUAGCUUGGUAGGGUUUUUUCUUUUUUACUUGUUUUGGAACUCAAAAAUUUUGAUAGAGGAAAGUUCAUUUGUUCAACUUCAAUAUUUCAGUAAUUACUGUCAUUUGACUACUUGUGAUUUA